CUGCAGCGCGUCUGUCUUUGGAGCUCCGCCCUCCCUGCGCACUCCGCGGCCCGCCCAGCGCCCGCUAACUCCCGAUCCAGCCCUGCCCGAGUCUGGGGGAAUCCGACGGCCUGCCUGCCCGGGGAAAAUCUGGAGGCCGCCCCGCGCGUUGAUCUAUGUUGUGCCGUGGCCAAUGAAGAAUAAAGACGAUGGAUGAGGAGGUGACAAGGCUUGCUCUCCGUUCCCAAGAGCCAAAGAUUAUACUGCAUGGCUCAGAUGAGGGAGGUGCUGGAGAGGAGGAGUAUGUGGUGGAGCUGCAGGAGACGGUGCUGGUGUCUGAAGUGGAGGGGGAGGGGGCGUCCGUGCAGGGCUUCUCCUCCGACGAGCUCGUGAUCCAGGAUGCAGUGGAGGACGUGGUUGCUGAGUACGUACACUGCGAUGACGACGAGGGCGUUGCCGUGGAGACCUGUGUGAUGUCUCUGGAGGGUGAGGAGGAAGAGGAGGAUGGCGUUGCCAUGGCAGAGAUGACCGAGGAUGUUUUGGUGGCGGAGGGGAGGGAGCAGGACGGGCUGGACCCAGAACACGACUCGGACAGCUGCGGAGACUACCUGAUGAUCUCCUUGGACGAUGCAGGUAAGAUGGUGUCAGGAGACGGAGAGGAGGUGACGGUAGAGGGGGCGAUAGAUGACCAGGAGGUGGAGAAAGACGAGGACGGACAGGAAGUCAUUAAAGUUUACAUCUUUAAAGCAGACUCGGGAGAGGACGACCUUGGAGAGACAGUGGACCUCGGUGAGAAUGAGGCAGUCGCUCUGGCUGAGCCUGUGGUUCGGCCGCUGAGAGAGAAGAUGGUCUACAUGUCUGUGGGAGACGGUCAUCAUACACAGACUGAUGGAGGGUCUAAGCUCUCUGAUGAGGUGUACAUGGAGGUGGUGGUUGGAGGCGAGGAGCCGGUGCCUCAUGACAGGCCGUAUGACGGCACCGCCCUGAGCAAGGACUUCAUGCCUGUUGCGUGGGCAGCUGCAUACGGUGCGGAUGAGGGCUGUGAGAACCGUAACGGUGCUGCAAGCGCGUUACUGCACAUUGACGAGUCGGAUGCACUGGACAAACUCAACCGGCAACACGGCAAGAACAAGAGACGAGCUGAACCCCGACAGGUCCAAACAGCGAUUAUCAUCGGUCCGUAUGGACAGCCUCUGACCGUCUACCCCUGCAUGCUGUGCGGUAAGAAAUUCAAAUCCCGCGGCUUCCUGAAGCGACACACUCGCAACCAUCACCAGGACGUGUUGAGUCGCAAAAAGUACCAGUGCACGGACUGCGACUUUACCACCAACAAAAAAGCCAGUCUGCACAACCACAUGGAGGUCCACGCGCUCAGCAACAAAGCGCCGUUUGAAUGUGAAACCUGCGGUAAAGAGUUCCACCAGCAAGCGGCGUUGUUCUCGCACCGUCUCCAGCACCACCACCGCGAACAGAAAGCGCCCACGGCCAUUGCGUCGCCGCUUCCUCCUGCCGCCGCGACCAAGACGCACAAAUGCAAGUUUUGCGAUUACGAGACUGCUGAGCAAGGGCUGCUCAAUCGCCACCUGCUGGCUGUGCACAGUAAGAGCUUCCCGCACAUCUGCGUGGAAUGCGGCAAAGGUUUCCGCCAUCCAUCGGAGCUAAAGAAACACAUGCGCACACACACUGGCGAGAAGCCGUACUCGUGCUUGUACUGCGAUUACAAAUCGGCCGACUCGUCCAACCUGAAGACGCACGUGAAAACAAAGCACAGCCGCGAGCUGCCGUUCCGCUGCGAGCGCUGUGGCCAGACCUUCGCCGAGGAGGACGAGCUGGCGCAGCACGCUGCAACACACGAGGACGCUCGCGGACACCAGUGCAGCCACUGCGAGCAUCGCAGCUCCAACUCCAGUGAUCUGAAACGGCACGUCAUUUCCGUGCACACAAAAGACUACCCGCACAAGUGCGCCAUCUGCGGGAAAGGCUUCCACCGGCCAUCCGAGCUUAAGAAACACUCUGCAUCGCACAAAGCCAAGAAACUGCACCAGUGCCGCCACUGCAACUUCAAGAUCGCCGACCCGUUCGUACUCAGCCGCCACAUCUUGUCCGUUCACACGAAGGAACAGCAGCAACCGCCACAACAACCGACUCCGCCCACUUCGGAGUCGCCACCACCGCAAGCCCCGCCCACAGAAAAGAGUGCCCCCAAGAGGACUAUAGGGGCGGCGCAAUUAGCAGCGCCCACUGUAAAGAAAGCUGGUGGUGCCAAGGGUCCGCGGGAAAGGCGGGUGUAUCAGUGUCAGUAUUGCGACUACAGCACGGGAGACGCGUCUGGCUUCAAAAGACACGUUAUUUCCAUCCAUACUAAAGACUAUCCUCACCGCUGUCAGUACUGCUCGAAGGGCUUCCGGAGGCCUUCGGAGAAAAACCAGCACAUUAUGAGACACCAUAAAGACAUGGUGCCCGCAGAAUGAGCACCACCUUUUCCUCCGCUCACUUCCAUAAAGACACUAAACAACCAUUGAUUCGAAAUCCCUCAUGUUAGGAACCUCUUACAAAGACCUCUCAUGCAUAGCAGUGCGUGUGUGUUGUGUCUGUAUGCGAGAGUGUGCAUAUGAACAUGCUUUAUGCUUAAUGAUCACAUGGUCUGCAGUCUUAAAGGAACAGUUCACCCUAAAAAUUUAAGGGGUCAUCAUUUACUCGCCCUCAUGUUGUUUAAUACCUGCAUGACUUUCUUUCUACUAUUAUAUUGUUUUAGUAUUUCAUAAAACACAUUAUUAGGGGUCAAGCCCCGAAGGGGUGAAAUUUGGCACACAGAUAGAGGACAGUCUGAAAUGUUACCAUAGCAAAUUUGGAGUCUCUACCUCAAACCCUCUAGCGCCACCAACAGUUCACAAAAAUUCACUCAUGUUUAUGCUCAUAACUUUUGACGCGUACGUCUUAGAAACAAAAUUAUUUUCCUCUUUUUCCUCUGAUUCCAUGGUUUAUGCUUAUUUGAAUGCACCCUAUGUCAUUUCAAUCAUGAACAUUUUUCUGCCAUUUUGAAUUUUUCUGAAAAAACUACUUUUUCAAACUCUUCCUAGAGUGUUUCUCCAAUUUGCAUGAAAUUUGGUAUGUAGCAUCUAUUCACAAUCCAGGCAAAAUGCUAUUAAUAGAUUUUUGAUCGGCCAAUUCGUCCUCGUAUAGCGUGCCAACGAAUUUCGCAGUCAUUUGGUGUAUUGACACCAAACUUGGUAUGUCAUUACAGGCAUGACUUGAGGGUACAUGCACAGUAUCGUCACAGUGCCACCUACUGGUGCUAAGAUAGGAAAAAUGGCUAUUUUGUUUAUAACUUUUGAAUGCCUCAUCCUAAAAUCAUGAGGCAUGCCGAGUUGAACGUUAUCCAAUUUUCUUUGGUCGGCCAUUUUGGGCGUCGGCCAUUUUGAAUUUUGUCAUAAAAUGCUGUGUUUUACGAACGCAUGAACAUAUCGUUACAAAACUCAGUAUGAUUCAUCGAGGCCAUGUUCUGUGAGGACCUGUAAAGUUUUAGGUCAGCGCCCCCUAGUGGCCAAGAGAUAUAAUGAAAUUUAUGAAAAUGCUUAUAACAUGAAAAAUUCAACAUAUUGUCAUUUAACUUACAUCAUUAGAUCUGUUGGCUUAUGCCGAUACCUACGAUACCACAUUUGCCAUAUUCUAUUGAAUUUUAUUCAAAACCUAGUACCGCUGUUUUAUACUGCGUCAACAAAUUUGACUGCGAGCACGCCAAAAUGGAUAUGCAGCUGUAUCUUUGAAAAAGUUUUGUGCGUUGACACGAAACUUGGUACGUGUCAUCACAGGCAUGACUUGAGGGUGCAUGCAAAGUUUCGUCAUAGCGCCACCUACUGCUCAGAAGUUAUAAACCAUGUUAUUAUGUAAUAAGUGCUUUAACUUAUGUAAUUUAAACAGCUUUAUCCUAACCUCAUGAUCACAGAUGUCCACAAGUAUUUCCUUUUCUUCCCUUAUUUGGCUUGACCCUGUAAUUGCUGCUUGCAGCUAUAUUUAUAAUUGUCAUUAUAAUAAUGUAUUAUAAAUAUUAAACAUUUCUUAUCAUAAAUGCUCUGAAAAUAGUAGUCCACAUGACUUGUGCACUAUAUUGCAGAUCUUCUGAAGUCAUGAUAUAUUUUUUUGUGAGGACAACCCCAAAUUUAAGGUGUUAUGCACUGAAAUUUUCCCCUCCACUGUAGGAAAUAAAAGCGCAUACAACAUGAGGGUGAGUAAAUCAUGACAUUUUCUUUUGUUUUGGGUGGACUAUUCCUUUAAUUUUUAGAUGUUUUAUGUUUGAUUUUGUACCUUAACAGAUGAAACUAAUAUGUACAUCCAGCCUCUGAAAUCAGGUUCAUAUUCCUGAAGCAUUUUUGAGUGUUGCAUUCACUCAUAACUAAAAUCCUCUGAGCGAAUAAACUCUCUGAAAUGCUUUUUAAAUAUAUAGGACCAUGCAAUGGAUAUCUCACUCAGUCUUGCACUUUACUAGCAUGUCCAUCUGCUUUAUAGCUGUUUUAAAACAUGGACGUGGUCAGAUGACACCAGGAAAUGUUUUUAAUGAUCAGAAAAAUGUUGGAAAGGUACCAUAGGCACUAAAAACAGUCUUAUUUUGCAAUGUUAUUAUGAUCAGGACAGGGUAAUAGGGAAUGUCUGGUCUCUCAAAACCUCUGAUCUGCUGAAGACUCAUACAACAACAUCUGUAAUGACUAAUAUGUUUGAAAGGAAUAGUUCACCCUAAAAGUGAAAAAGUCAUUUACUCACAUGCAUGUCGUUUUUUUUUCCCUCUAAGCUGCUGUUUUCAUUAUAGUGACCAAGGGUAAGCUCAUAAAAAGACCAAAAAACACCAUAAUAGUAGUUCAUAUGACUCAAAGGCCAUACAACAAUGGCAAGUCAGUAUUUGCUAAAAAUCAAGGCUUUCAUGUGAAUUAAAGAGAGAGUUCACCAAAAAACCUGUGAAUUUCUUUCUUCUGUUGAACAUAAAGAUAUUUUGAAGAAUAUGGGUAACAGUUGCUGGUCCUCACUGACUUCCAUAGUAUAGAAAAAAAUACAAUGGAAGUCAGUGAGAUCCAGAAACUGUUUGGUUACCGACAUUCUUCAAAAUAUCAUCUUUUGUGAAGAAGAAAGAAAUUCGUACAGGUUUGGAAAAACUUGGGGGUGAGUAAAUGAUGACAGAAUUUACAUUUUUUUUGUGAACUAUCCCUUUGACUUUUGCUCUGUUUCUUAGAAAUCAGAAGACUUGGAAUAUAUAACAUAAUUCUUUUUUUAUUGGUGCAUCUUUAAACUAUUCCUUUAAGGUGUAUCCAGAACUAGUUGUCUUCUGCUGUGUUUCUUUUUAAUUUAGGUUUAACUUGCUGGAGCAAGUCCAUCCACCUCCUGAACAAAGUUGUUUUAAACUCCGUUCUCUACCUUCACUUUCCUAUCAUUGUAGGUCAUUUUGAGUGUGCGCUGAACCCACGUCAGGACAUUCGUAGAAUUAGUUCUAUGACGCUGCAGCAAUGCAUUUUGGGUAUGUGAGACCAGAUACUCCCUUUAGUCUCUUUCAUUUUAAGAAAGCUUGAAUUAUUGGUAACAGAGGACAUAUUUUAAUCAUGCAAAGUUAAGUGUUUUCUGAUGUUGUAAGUUGAUUAAAUGCAUUUCACUUGGAUGUAUGGGACCACAGAACUUACUAAACGUGUUGACUAAAUGGGUAAUUGUCAUGUCAGGGUCAUAUUUAACCCAAAAAUCAAGAGAGAUAAACAAUAACAUAAUGGUAGUAUUUUUUUGUUUGACUUUUAUGCUAAUUUAAAUGCAAAUCAUUGUAUUGCAGUGCAUAUAUAUAUAUAUCACCACUGAAAAAUUAAUUGGAAUUAAAUAAGAAUUAAUAAUAGCACCUGUUCAUGCUGAAAUUGUGUUUUCGAUACUGUAAUAUAAAGAAUAAAAUUUAAAAAAUGUACUGCAAUACAAGCAUUGGUAAUUACAUUUUCACUGUUAUAUAAAAGAAAUAAAAUAAAAAAAAUACAUAAAUAAUUUUCAGUGUCACAAUUCAAAACUUAAUGGUCCAAAUAGAUUCAAAAUAUAAUUUAUUAUUUUUAUCUCUUGUUUUUGGGGUGAAAUUUGACCUGAGAAUUUUGGUGUAUUUUUUUAUUUUUUGAGAGAUUCAGCCAUAUGAACUCUAAACGUACACUAUAUUAGUUUCAGUUUGCCAAUCAUGUCUCGCAAAAGCAUUUUUUUAUGACCCUAUUUGACCAUAUCAGGCCAAGCGUAUCUCAUCAGUGUACACAGCGUGCAGUAUGAGUUUUAUUUAAAAAGCCUAACUACAAAAAUAUGAUCAUAUCUCUGUGUGUAUGUGUGUAUGAUUGUGUGUUAGCAGAGUUUUCUGGUUCAUUCUCAAAGCAGUGCAUCUGAUAUGUUUGCCGUUGCCAAUAACCUCUCACCUUUAACCCUUGAGUGACCGUUAUGGUGACCAUCUCGUCUUGGCGACUUCAUAGUGAUGGUACUGUUUGGCUGUGUUCAUGUACGGUCAAUGCAAAUACACACAGUUUAGCCUCCUAAUACCCACUAAUUGUCUUAAUAGUCGACGUCAGACCUCACUCAAGCUGGCAUCCUUUACUGUGCAAGUUACCAAACUAAAAACUGGAAUCGACAAGGCUAAUCAUGUUGGAAAUGCGCCGUUUUGUGUUCGUAUGUAACUUUAAUUGAAUCAAUUUGGGUCAAAAUUCCACUAACCUGUGAUGGAUGAUGUCAUAUCCAGCUUUGCAUGUGAUUGGCUAGAGGUUUCCAAAGGAACUUGACCUCAAAGCACUGAAACAGCCUCUGUUUGUGUCCGAACAGCACCAUUAGCAAUGAGGGCCACGCGUCCGUCUCACUCAAACGAUGCCAUUGGUCGGGAAGGGAAUCGGUCGCCUCGUUCGCUGACCGAAGCACUUCCUCUUAACGUUCCCGGGCCUCUUCCUCUCCCUGUGAUCAUUUUUAUACUGCAGAUAUUUAUUUGGUCACCGUUUAAACUUUGUUGUAUAGUUAAAUGUAAGUAGGAAUCUAUGGGACUAUAACUUAUUGUUUUGUACACAGAUCUGUAAAGAGAGAGUGUAGAUGUAAACACUUUGGAAAGAGGAGUUCAGAACUUUGUGUUGUCAUGGAUGUAUCUUCACAUUUGUUUAAAAAUGAUAAAAAAGGAAAUAAAAGGCAAAGUAUUUUCCUGCA
This is a messenger RNA of Ctenopharyngodon idella (grass carp), 7155 nucleotides long. RefSeq names its product zinc finger Y-chromosomal protein 1. Gene Ontology annotation, biological process: regulation of transcription by RNA polymerase II. Gene Ontology annotation, molecular function: DNA-binding transcription factor activity, RNA polymerase II-specific; metal ion binding; RNA polymerase II transcription regulatory region sequence-specific DNA binding. The transcript has 8 exons. The coding region runs from base 189 to 2450 and encodes 753 amino acids. Gene Ontology annotation, cellular component: nucleus. NCBI's taxonomy places the organism in Eukaryota, Metazoa, Chordata, Actinopteri, Cypriniformes, Xenocyprididae. The record is from RefSeq and is a predicted model, not a curated record.